Messenger RNA from Sarcophilus harrisii (Tasmanian devil), 3812 nucleotides. It is a transcript of the gene TTC7B, whose product is annotated as tetratricopeptide repeat domain 7B. Gene Ontology annotation, molecular function: protein binding. NCBI's taxonomy places the organism in Eukaryota, Metazoa, Chordata, Mammalia, Dasyuromorphia, Dasyuridae. The transcript has 23 exons. Gene Ontology annotation, biological process: phosphatidylinositol phosphate biosynthetic process; protein localization to plasma membrane. The record is from RefSeq and is a predicted model, not a curated record. Gene Ontology annotation, cellular component: plasma membrane. Bases 91 to 2886 code for a protein of 931 amino acids.
GGAGCCGGAGCCCGCGGCGGCGGCGGCGGCGGCGGCGGCGUCUGGGCCUGCGGGGCCGGGGAGCCCGGGACCCGAGGCCCGACGCCCGAGAUGGCGACUAAGAAGGCGGGCUCGCGGCUGGAGACGGAGAUCGAGCGCUGCCGCUCCGAGUGCCAGUGGGAGCGGAUCCCCGAGCUCUGCAAGCAGCUGUCGGCCAAGCUCAUCGCCAACGAUGAUAUGGCUGAGCUGCUCCUUGGGGAAUCCAAACUAGAACAGUUCCUGAAAGAAAACCCGUUUAAACAGGGGGCCAGUCCUCGAGGUCCCAGGCCAAAGCUGACAGAAGUUCGGAAACACCUGACUGCUGCACUAGACCGAGGGAACCUCAAGUCAGAAUUCUUACAAGAAUCCAAUUUGAUCAUGGCCAAGUUGAACUACGUGGAAGGGGAUUACAAAGAAGCACUCAACAUUUAUGAUAGGGUGGGCCUCGAUGACUUGACGCUGACAGGAGUUCCACCUUACAGGUUGCGAAUGAUUGCCGAAGCAUUUUCUACCAAAGGUCUUUGUUUAGAGAAGUUGCCAAUUUCUUCGUCUGCUAGUAAUCUUCAUGUGGAUCGGGAGCAAGAUGUCAUUACCUGCUAUGAAAAGGCAGGGGACAUUGCCCUCCUUUACCUCCAGGAGAUAGAAAGGGUACUUAUUACUAAUAUUCAAAAUAGAAGUCCUAAGCCUGGCCCUGCACUCCAUGAUCAAGAAUUAGGUUUUUUCCUAGAAACAGGACUACAGAGAGCCCAUGUCCUUUACUUCAAAAAUGGGAUAGAUGUACAUGAAGAUCAACAGAACUUGACAAGAGGAGUCGGUAGAUUUAGAGAGAUUCUAAGAGCUGUUGAAACCAGAACCACACAAAACCUGCGAAUGACAAUAGCCAGGCAGUUAGCAGAAAUUUUGUUAAGGGGUAUGUGUGAACAGAGCUACUGGAAUCCUCUGGAGGAUGCUCCAUACCAGUCACCUCUCGAUGAUCCCCUCAGGAAAGGAGCCAAUAUGAAAAACUACUCUCUCCACCGAAGAGCCCGAGUAUACACAGGAGAAAACAUUUUUUGUCCCCAAGAGAAUACUGAGGAAGCCCUAUUAUUAUUGUUGAUCAGUGAAUCAAUGGCAAACCGGGAUGCUGUAUUGAGUAGGAUACCAGAGCAUAAAAGUGAUCGCAUCAUCAGCUUACAGAGUGCUUCAGUGGUCUAUGACUUAUUGACUAUAGCUUUGGGGAGAAGAGGCCAAUAUGAAAUGCUGUCAGAGUGUUUAGAAAGAGCCAUGAAGUUUGCGUUUGAAGAGUUCCACCUCUGGUACCAGUUUGCAUUAUCACUUAUGGCUGCAGGAAAAAAAUAUUCCUCUUUUAUCAAGUCUGCCCGUGCUGUAAAGGUUCUAAAAGAAUGUAUCCGUCUAAAACCUGAUGAUGCUACCAUUCCUCUCCUCGCUGCAAAGUUGUGUAUGGGUUCCCUUCAUUGGUUGGAAGAAGCUGAAAAUUUUGCCAAAAAUGUAGUUGACAUGGGAGAGAAAACAUCAGAGUUCAAAGCCAAAGGUUACUUAGCUUUGGGACUCACUUACAGUUUGCAGGCCACUGAUGCUUCUUUGCGAGGGAUGCAAGAAGUCCUGCAGAGAAAGGCUCUUCUUGCUUUUCAGAGAGCCCACAGUUUGUCACCUACAGAUCACCUAGCCGCUUUUUAUCUGGCUCUGCAACUGGCCAUAUCCAGACAGAUACCAGAAGCACUGGGUUAUGUUCGCCAAGCUCUUCAACUCCAAGGGGAUGACGCCAACUCUUUGCAUCUCCUUGCACUCUUAUUGUCAGCUCAGAAACAUUAUCAUGAUGCUCUGAACAUCAUUGACAUGGCCCUGAGUGAAUAUCCAGAAAACUUUAUAUUACUAUUUUCUAAAGUGAAGUUGGAGUCACUCUGUCGAGGCCCAGAUGAGGCCCUCCUUACCUGCAAACACAUGUUACAAAUAUGGAAAUCCUGCUACAAUCUCACUAAUCCCAGUGAUUCUGGACGUGGGAGCAGUCUCUUAGAUAGAACCAUUGCUGACAGACGACAGCUUAAUACAAUCACUUUACCAGACUUCAGCGAUCCUGAGACAGUGUCAGAUUCCUCUUCCUCCUCCUCUUCUCUUUCAAGAACAGAAUCUCCUCUUCACCUGUUUGUAUCUACUCAUCUUCCUCAUUAUCAUCCCAAACCUGACACUUUUGUGCGGCCCAGGGCAGCUUAUUCAGUCAGUGACCCAGCCCCUCACCGGAAACCCUCUCUCUGCAACUCACCAGAAGCAUACGUUCAUGGUUUUUCUUCCCUUUUUUCAGUUAGUUCAGUUCACGCCACCUCCAUAGCAGCCUCCAGAGUGGAGCAGGCCCUCUCUGAAGUGGCUUCGUCCUUGCAGAGCAGCGCCCCUAAGCAAGGGCCCUUACAUCCCUGGAUGACGCUGGCCCAGAUUUGGCUUCAUGCAGCCGAGGUCUACAUCGGGAUUGGCAAGCCCGCGGAAGCGACAGCCUGCACCCAGGAAGCAGCCAACCUCUUCCCCAUGUCUCACAACGUCCUCUACAUGCGGGGCCAGGUCUCUGAGCUCCGGGGAAACAUCGACGAGGCCAGGCGCUGGUAUGAAGAGGCCUUGUCCAUCAGCCCCACGCACGUGAAGAGCAUGCAGAGACUGGCUCUUAUCCUUCACCAGCUAGGCCGAUACAGUUUAGCUGAGAAGAUUCUCCGUGACGCAGUCCAGGUCAACUCGACUGCCCAUGAGGUCUGGAAUGGCCUUGGUGAGGUGCUCCAAGCUCAGGGCAAUGACACUGCUGCUACUGAGUGCUUCCUGACUGCCCUGGAAUUGGAAGCUAGCAGCCCCAUUGUCCCCUUCACCAUCAUUCCCCGAGUGCUCUGAGUGGGACUUGAGCUAAGAGAUCGGCCCGCUGCAAUGUCUGGAGGUGAGGACCAGGACACACUUACCGGACGCCAGUAUAACCACAUUGUGUGGUUGGGGGUAGGAGGGAACCAGUCCCUGAGGAGAUUGGAAUUAACAGAAUGGAAGGGGAAAUACUUGAUUGUUUAUGCAGGGGGGAGGAAUUUAAUGAAUCACUGAGGCUGUAGACGAAUGUUAGAUUGACCAAGAUGACAAACCAAACACAACUAAAAUCAUGCUCAAUUUGUGUUUUUUUUUUUGGGGGGGAGGUUGCUGUUGUUGUUGUUGUUGUUGUUUGUUUGUUUGGGUUUUUUUGCCUCAUGAUAGUUUUCAAUUCUAAUGAUGUUGUUCAAAAUGGAUUAUGUGCCAUAUUUUGUUAAAUGACAUCUGAGUGCUCCAUAAAAUGAUUACAGAAUCAAUCAGCAAAUGUAAAAUAAGAUAUUCAAAGUGAAAAUUCAGUGGCAGAACAGAUUAUUUUUAGCAAACCUGUCAUGAAAACUGUUCCCUCUUUCCCACUAUUACCCUGACUCCUACCCUUGGCCCAGAAACCAAAUGUGAUGUUUCUGCUUCCUGUCUCAGUACUAGUCAAAGCCAGAAGACCAGCUGACAAGUUCUUGGUUUUGUUGUCAAUAACUGUAAUGCGUGGCUGAUAAUUGUCUUUAUUUAGAACCAAGCCUGAGUCCAAGAAUAUUUAUAUUUUACCAAUAUAUGCCUGUUACAAGAGAAGGAAAUAUGAGUUAUUUAAGUUUAACUUUUUUAUGUGAAUUCAGAGUUUAUUUAUCAAUGGAAAUAUGUAAAAAAGAAAAAAAAGAAGCUUCAAAUGGAAUAUUUACCAACAUUCCUUAUACAUUACCUACACUUGGCUAAAUGGAAAGAUGAUGUUAAUAAUAAAAUGAUUUUUAAAUGGA